AGCCAAAUCUUUGGUCUUGUUGGUGGUUCCCUGUGUUUUGGGGUUCAAAAUCUUGGUUAGGUAUUUGAGCUCUUACAAGGGUAGGAGAGAGAAUGAAAACUGGUAGACGAAGGAAGCUACAUUUCAGCAAGCUCUAUGCAUUCAGGCGUGUGAGAGGAGGUUUCAAAGAUGACCAUUCACAGAUUGGUGGACCAGGAUUUUCAAGGGUAGUUUAUUGCAAUGAAUCAAGUAGUUUUGAGGCCAGUACUCGAAAUUAUGCAGGCAAUUAUGUGAGGACUACAAAGUAUACUGCUGCAUCAUUCUUGCCCAAGUCUUUGUUUGAGCAGUUCAGAAGGGUGGCCAAUUUUUAUUUCCUUGUCAUUGGCUCCCUGGCCUUCACACCACUUGCUCCUUACACUGCUGUCAGUGCUAUUCUCCCUCUCAUUGUUGUUCUAGGGGCAACAAUGGUGAAGGAAGGAAUUGAAGACUGGCAACGAAAACUGCAGGACAUUGAGGUGAACAGUAGAAAGGUUAAAGUUCAUUGUGGCAAUGGAGUUUUUGACAAUUCUGAAUGGAGAAAUCUGAGAGUGGGUGACAUAGUGAAGGUGGAGAAGGAUGAAUUUUUUCCAGCAGACCUUCUUUUGCUUUCUUCCAGUUAUGAGGAUGCUAUUUGCUAUGUCGAGACCAUGAACCUUGAUGGGGAAACUAAUUUGAAACUAAAGCAGGCAGUGGAAGCAUCUUCAUUCUUAAAUGAGGACUCUAACUUCCGGGAUUUUAGAGCUGUUGUUAAAUGUGAAGAUCCAAAUGCAAAUUUGUAUUCUUUUGUUGGAAGUAUGGAAUUUGAAGAACAACAGCAUCCCCUCUCUCCUCAACAACUUCUCCUUAGAGACUCUAAACUCCGGAAUACGGAAUACAUAUAUGGGGCUGUUAUCUUCACUGGUCAUGACACAAAGGUAAUUCAGAAUUCCACUGAUCCCCCUUCAAAGAGAAGCAAAAUCGAGAGGAAAAUGGAUAAAAUUAUAUACUUAUUAUUUGGCAUCUUGUUUAUGAUGGCUUUUGUUGGAUCAAUUUACUUCGGUAUUGUGACUAGAGAUGACCUAGAUGGUGGUAGGAUGAAAAGGUGGUAUUUAAGACCCGACAGUGCUAAAGUUUUCUUUGAUCCCAAAAGAGCCCCAAUGGCUGCAAUAUAUCACUUCCUGACCGCCCUGCUGUUAUAUAGUUAUCUGAUCCCAAUCUCCUUGUAUAUGUCCAUAGAAAUUGUCAAAGUUAUUCAGAACAUCUUCAUCAAUCAAGAUCCUCAUAUGUACUAUGAGGAAACUGACAAACCAGCACGUGCCCGCACCUCUAAUUUAAAUGAGGAACUAGGUCAAGUGGACACAAUACUUUCUGACAAGACGGGUACAUUGACUUGCAAUUCCAUGGAAUUCAUAAAGUGCUCUGUGGCUGGGACAGCUUAUGGAUGUAGUGUCACAGAAGUUGAAAAGGCAGGAGCAAAAAGAAAUGGAUCUCUGUUAAUGGGAAAUGGUGGGGACGGUGCUGAGGAUUUUGCUGAGAAUAAUACAAAUUCACUCAUCAAAGGUUUCAAUUUUAAGGAUGAUAGAGUUAUGGGAGGGAAAUGGGUUAUGGAGCCCCAUUCAGAUGUCCUGCAGAAAUUCUUCCGUUUGUUGGCAAUCUGUCAUACAGCCCUACCUGAAAUUGAUGAAGGUACAGGGAAGGUAUCGUAUGAAGCUGAGUCACCAGAUGAGGCAGCUUUUGUGAUUGCAGCAAGAGAACUUGGCUUUGAAUUCUUCAAAAGGACACAAACAAACAUCUCAGUCAAUGAGUUGGAUCCUAUUUCUGGAAAAAAACUAGAAAGGUCGUAUAAACUUUUGAAUGUGUUAGAAUUUAACAGCACAAGAAAGAGGAUGUCUGUGAUAAUAAGAGAUGAAGAGGGAAAGCUAUUUCUGCUCUCUAAAGGUGCUGACAGUGUUAUGUUUCAACGGCUUGGAAAAAAUGGAAGGAAAUUUGAAGAGGAAACUAGGGGACAUGUGAAUGAGUAUGCUGAUGCUGGCUUGAGGACCCUGAUACUUGCUUACAGUGAACUCAAUGAGGAAAGAUACAAGGAGUUCAAUGAGAAAUUCACAGAGGCCAAGAACUCAGUAAGUGCUGAUAGGGAGACGAGGAUUGAUGAAGUGGCUGACAUGAUUGAGAAGGAUUUGAUUCUUCUUGGUGCAACGGCGGUCGAGGACAAACUACAACAUGGGGUGAGUUGGAAUGUUUUGGGAUGA
Molecule: messenger RNA, 2246 nt
Organism: Ilex paraguariensis (yerba mate)
Lineage: Eukaryota; Viridiplantae; Streptophyta; Magnoliopsida; Aquifoliales; Aquifoliaceae
Source: the annotation of a GenBank genome assembly